Solanum stenotomum is the source of this 2309-nucleotide messenger RNA. Its product is annotated as xylan glycosyltransferase MUCI21-like. The coding region runs from base 636 to 2204 and encodes 522 amino acids. The transcript has 3 exons. NCBI's taxonomy places the organism in Eukaryota, Viridiplantae, Streptophyta, Magnoliopsida, Solanales, Solanaceae. Gene Ontology annotation, molecular function: glycosyltransferase activity. The record is from RefSeq and is a predicted model, not a curated record.
GCAAAACUAUAUUGACAAACACAAAAAAAAGUUAUCUUCUUGAAAGUGUUCAUUCUUGAAAAUACCAAAAAAAAAAAAAAAAAACCAUCUUUCUCAUUCAGUCUUCUUCUUCAACCUGAGAAAAAACUUCUCUUUGAGCAAACCACAAACACCCUUUUUCUUAUUUCAAACAUAUAGUACAUAAAAAGUUUCUCUUCUUUGUUGUUUUCAUUUUGUGCUAAUUUAGUGCAUACCACAAUAUAGUAUAUUGAAAAAAGUUUUCUUCUUUGGUCUCUUCAUUCUUUGAACAAAAAAAGCUCGUCUUUCCCCUUCUUCUUCAAAAACACCCUUUUCUUCUUUCAAACAUAUAUAUUACAUAAAAAAGUUCUCUUCUUUGGUGUUUUCAUUCUUGAAAAAAUAAAUUAAAAAAAGCUCUUGUCUUUACCUUUUUCUUCUUUCAAACAUGUAUGCAUAGAAAGUUCUCUUCUUUGGUGUUUUCAAUCUUGAAUUUUUUUUAAAAAAGCUCUUGUCUUUCCCCUUCUUUUUAUUAAAUUCAAACACCCUUUUCUUCUUUCAAACAUAUAACAUAAAAAGUUUUCUUCUUUGGUCUUGAAAAAACAAAAAAAAGUUGUUGUCUUUUUAUUUGAGUGUAUAGUAUGUGCAAGAAAAUGAUGCAUUAUAAGAGAUAUCAGCACUGGAAUAGGAAAGGGGAUGUUUUUGUGGUUUGUGUAGAUGAAGAAACUACCCCUAUUGGUUUAGUGUGUGGAAACUCUGGUUACAAUAACAAAAGAACUAAACCAAAACUUUUUUACCUUCUUUUUCUUUGUUUAAUCUCUUUUAGCUUUUUUUUAGCUCCUCAGUUGUUCACUUCUCAUCAUAAAAUUUCUCUCUUGUAUUCAUUUAGUUCUGAAGGAGGAAUUGUUUCUAAAUCAGAUUUUAAUGCUUGUUCCUCUGUCUCUAAUGGGUCAAUUUGCUGUGAAAGAAGCAGUAUCCGCUCCGAUGUAUGCGUGGUGAAAGGGGAUGUUAGGACGGAUUCUGCUUCCUCUAGAAUUACCCUCUACAGAAACAAUGGUCAUGAGAAUGGUGAGGUGCUUCGGCAUGAGAAGAUUAGGCCAUAUACUCGGAAAUGGGAAAAAAAUGUGAUGGACACCGUCGAUGAGUUAGACCUUGUUGUGAAGGGAGAUCAUUCCAGGAUUCAUCAAAAGUGUGAUGUUAAACAUGAUGUGCCGGCUGUGUUUUUCUCUACUGGAGGUUACACCGGUAAUCUUUACCAUGAGUUUAAUGAUGGACUUUUGCCCCUUUACAUCACUUCUCAGCAGUUCAACAAGAAGGUUGUGUUUGUAAUCCUCGAGUACCAUGCAUGGUGGAUAAUGAAGUACGAGAACGUCCUGUCUCACCUUACCGAGUAUCCUAUUAUAGAUUUUAGCGGAGAUAAGAGGACACAUUGCUUCCCUGAAGCCAUAGUUGGUUUAAGAAUCCAUGAUGAGCUAACUGUUAAUUCUUCAUUGAUGGGAAAUGAUAAGACCAUUAGAGACUUUAGAGACCUUCUAGACCGAGCUUAUUUGCCUCGGAUUAGAAGUUUGAUCCAAGAUGAGGAACGUGAUGCUCGGAUGAAUAUGGAAAAACAUGUUUCGUUACCCUCAUCCGAGACAAAGAUGGAUGGAAAACAGGAAUUGAAGAAACCUAAAGUGGUUAUAAUAGCUAGAAAUGAUUCUAGAGCUAUAAUGAACGAAGAUUCUUUGGUUAAACUAAUCAAAGAUGUUGGAUUUCACGUGGAAGUUUUGAGGCCACAACGAACAACAGAGCUCGCAAGUAUCUACCGAGUCCUUAAUUCAAGUGAUGUUAUGAUAGGAGUUCAUGGUGCUGCCAUGACACAUUUCCUCUUCAUGAGGCCUGGUUCUGUUUUCAUCCAAAUCAUUCCACUUGGAACAGAUUGGGCAGCAGGUACUUAUUACGGAGAACCAGCAGUGAAACUAGGCCUCAAGUACAUUGGAUACAAAAUUCUUCCGAAAGAGAGCUCAUUGUAUGAUGAAUAUGACAAGAAUGAUCCCGUCCUGACUGACCCUAACAGCGUGAACGAUAGAGGAUGGGAAUUCACGAAAAAGAUCUACCUUGACCGACAAAAUGUUAGGUUGAAUCUUGGAAGGUUCCGUAAAAGAUUGCUUCGAGCCUAUUAUCAUUCUGUCGCCAAUGAAAGCUUACGUUUUCGUCAUCAAAGUCAGUAACUUUUACCCUAUUGUGUGGUUCAUUAAACAUAUUUAGUCUCAAUUGUGAGAGUUCUUAGAGUUGUACAUCAUGAUUCAGAAUAAAUGAAAUGAACAUUCAUUCCU